Stereum hirsutum FP-91666 SS1 is the source of this 3415-nucleotide messenger RNA. Its product is annotated as alpha-mannosidase. The record is from RefSeq and is a predicted model, not a curated record. NCBI's taxonomy places the organism in Eukaryota, Fungi, Basidiomycota, Agaricomycetes, Russulales, Stereaceae. Gene Ontology annotation, cellular component: membrane; endoplasmic reticulum. The transcript is spliced from 19 exons. The coding region runs from base 83 to 2749 and encodes 888 amino acids. Gene Ontology annotation, biological process: mannose trimming involved in glycoprotein ERAD pathway; endoplasmic reticulum mannose trimming; carbohydrate metabolic process. Gene Ontology annotation, molecular function: mannosyl-oligosaccharide 1,2-alpha-mannosidase activity; calcium ion binding.
GUCUGCUUGAACCAUCUGCUUUGUGAGCGUGAACACAACUUGGUUCAGUUCCUCACCGUCUUGUUAUUGGCACUGCUACUGCAUGUACUCGCCCAUGCGAUGGCCAGAGACGUUUCUCGUUUUAUUUUUUCUCUCUCUCCAGGCCUAUAGAUGGACAUUUGGCAACGCACCUCUCACCGGUGGCAUCGGAGUUCAUGCAGCCCAAUGGACCUCUCAACGGAAGUUGGAUACUCGAAAUCAAGUUCGCGAUCUCUGGUACCAUGGAUACGAUAAUUACAUGAAGCAUGCCUUUCCGAUGGAUGAGCUUGCUCCCCUAUCAUGUCGCGGUCGCGGACCUGAUUGGCGUUCUCCAGAGAACAUUGCCUACAAUGAUGUCGAUGGCAACUAUUCUGUCACUCUUGUUGACUCACUCGAUACGCUUGUGGUUCUCAACGAUAAGGCUGGGUUCGAGGAUGCCGUCCAAAAGGUAAUCCAAUGGGUAUCCUUCGACGUGAACACGAAACCUCAAGUCUUUGAAACGAACAUCCGUGUCCUCGGUGGUCUUCUUUCUGCACAUAUCUUCGCCAACCAAACGGGCCAACCAUUCCAUCUACCAUGGUACCAAGGCGAACUUCUGGCGAUGUCGAAGGAUCUUGGUGAAAGGUUGUUAAGAGCAUUUGCCACCCCGACCGGCAUUCCAUUCGCAAGGAUAAACCUGCGGAGUGGCCUUCAAAGAGGCGAGAGUAUCGAGAGUUGUACCGCCGGGGCAGGUUCCCUCAUCCUCGAGUUCGCCACCUUAAGCCGUCUUACGGGCGAUGACAGAUUUGAGAAGGCUGCCAAAAAGGCCUUCUUUGCCAUCUGGAAUCGUAAGUCGGACAUAGGACUAGUAGGGAACACUAUCAACAUUUGGACUGGGGCUUGGACAUAUCCAGAAGUUAGUGGAAUCGGCGCUGGCAUCGAUUCCUUUUUCGAAUAUGCUCUGAAAUGGUAUAUUAUGAGUGGUGAACCCGAAUUCCUCGACGUUUGGAACGAUUCGUAUGCCGCAAUAAUGAGAUAUGCGCGAUCGGCAGACGGAUUCUGGUAUCGUCGGGUCAACAUACACACCGGUGACGUGGCGUAUUUCACGAUGGACUCCCUGGCCGCGUUUUGGCCUGGCCUACAAGUGCUUGCUGGAGACAUCGAAAACGCUAUCAAGUCGCACAUGACCUACUGGCAUCUCUGGAAACGACAUUCGGGGCUACCAGAGAUAUGGGAUAUGAAUUUCCGAGUUGCCACCUCAUUACAAUUUCCACUUCGUCCAGAAUUUAUCGAGUCCACAUGGUACCUCUAUCGGGCAACGCACGACACCAUAUACCUAGAUAUAGGGGAGCGGAUCCUUCACGACUUUGCCCUCAGAUCCAAAGUGGACUGCGGGCUUUCUUCGAUUCAAGACCUUCGAGACAACACUCGCGACGAUCGAAUGGAAUCAUUUGUGCUUUCGGAAACACUAAAGUAUCUCUAUUUAUUAUUUGACGAAUCGAACAGUCUCCACUCGGAUGGAUCCAACUACGUAUUCACGACAGAGGGUCACCUCCUCACCUUGGGCCACGAACAUCUGAAGCCCGUCUCUCCCAAGGUCCGCAAGCUUCGCGGCAAAGAAAACUACCAAUGCCCGGCAUAUCAACCAAUGUUCUUUGGCGUCGAUGCAAAGAACGGGCUAAUGGUUGGCAUCGGCUCCCGCCCAGACGUGGAGUACGUCAGGCAUCUCAUCGGGACGCCAUUCCUUGCGAAUGAAGAGUACGCAUGGCAUAGUAAUGGCUGGUGCGACGUGCCGGGAGUCGACCUCUUCUCGUAUGACUUCAUAUUAUCGGCAGACGGUCGUUCGACGGUUGAGGAUCUCAGUCCUAGCAUGAAGAAAGUCACUCCUGUGUCUGACGGUUACAUCGUCCAAAACGUCUCUGGUCUCCGCGCGCGCAUCGUCAGUCGUCUCGACGGCAAAGGCUACGAUGUUACAAAACUGGGACCUCACACGAUCCACACUGGCCAGCUGGUGUACCUCAACGACUCGGCCCUGACUUUUGCCGCAUCGAAGGACAAGCAGGAUCAACCCACAUCUCAGCCUCGUCUACCUGACGUCGACCUCCACUUUUUCAUCGACUUCGUAGACCCCAAGCGACAACUCCAACCCGCCGUCCACCGAGCCUCUACAGAUAUGCUCAUCACGGGCCACACGGCCAUGUUCGGAGGAAACCCCUUCUCCGCCGUAGACUCGAACGGCUAUCCACUCCGCUUCGCGCACGGAGAAGGCGUCGCUCUCGUACGAGCUCCUCUAAGCAACCCGCUAGGGUGUCACCACUACGAUCAGGAAUACUUGGACGAUGCUAUCGUCGUCCAGCGCGGUGACUGCACAUUCCUCGAGAAGCUGCGGUUCGCACAGCUCGCGGGAGCGUCUGGCGUCGUCGUCCUUACAGAUGAAGACCUACCUAUCAACCCCGGCGCCGACGACGACGAACUAGACGCUAUCGGGGAUACGCUGGACGAUGUGGUCAUCACCGUGUUGCGGCGAGCGGACUCGAAGGAACUGAACGCGAUGCUGGAUUUGGCGGAGACGCAUGGGUUGGGGCAGCCAAUGGUCGUUCUAGAGUCGACGGGAGAUGCACAGCCGGCCGGAUGGGGGAGUACGACGAAGGAGGUUCCGACACCGACGUCAUCAUCGACGACUGCACCGAACUCUAAUCGUGUUCUAUAUCUGAACGGGCAUCCGUUACUCAAUACAAGACUAAUGGUAUAGGCUCGAUUCUCGUCUGCUGUCUGCUGUCUGCCGCCGCGGUUCUACAUUCGCCUCUGUGAGCGGAAAAUAAGGGAUGGUACAGAUAAUUUAUGACGAAGAGAACUAUAUCAGUCGUCUAGUUUGAUGAGCGAGUAAGAGGGGCCGUUGAGCUUGCUGGUUCCUUGGAGGAACGUCAACUCGAUGAUGAAGAGGGAUUCGAGCAGUGUGGCCCCUUGCUUGGUGAUGAGUUCACCAGCGGCCUUCGCGGAGCCGCCAGUAGCGAUGAGAUCGUCGAUGACAAUGACGGUUUGUCCGGCUGCGAUGGCAUCGGCUUGCAUCUCGAAAACAUCCACACCGUACUCCUUCUCAUACUCAGCUUGAAUGCACUCUCCCGGGAGCUUGCCCCGCUUCCUCACCGGCACGAACGCCGCCCCAAGCCUCAGCGCAAUAAUCGGACCAAGCAAAAAUCCUCGCGCAUCAAGACCGACGACGACAUCAAUCUUUUUGCUGGGAGAGUUGGGGAUGGUGUGCGAGGUGAGGUGGUGGACGAAGUUUGUGAUCAGUGUUUCGAAAGCUAUCGGGUCUCGCAGGAGCGGGAGGAAGUCGAGGAAAACAAUGCCCUUCUUAGGAAAGUCGGGAUAUGGCCUCAACAAGCUCUUCAAGUAUGCAAUGUCGGCCAUGGUGUAG